Messenger RNA from Abrus precatorius (Indian licorice), 1668 nucleotides. Its product is annotated as probable protein phosphatase 2C 13. The transcript has 2 exons. The record is from RefSeq and is a predicted model, not a curated record. The coding region runs from base 163 to 1371 and encodes 402 amino acids. Gene Ontology annotation, molecular function: protein serine/threonine phosphatase activity; cation binding. Gene Ontology annotation, biological process: protein dephosphorylation. Lineage: Eukaryota; Viridiplantae; Streptophyta; Magnoliopsida; Fabales; Fabaceae.
AAAGAAAAUAAGUAAAACGCAGACGCGCAAUUCUGUUCGUUAGAGUUCUGAGGGAAAACAGAGAAAACCCUAAUUCGAACGCUUUUGGAAUCCCUAAUUAGGAGCCCUAGUAUUUGCUUCUACUGUUUUUGGAAGAGUCGAGCUAAACGCGGCGUUUUUGCGAUGAUCGUGAGCCAGAAUUUGGUGACCGAAGCGGAAAUCCUUUGUCAGCAGAGCAUUCCCAUGUUGGACGUUAAGUACCACCUUUGCGUCGCGCACGAACACGGUGUUAAGGUUGAGGUUUCACCUACCUCCAACGGUGUUCCCAUCUUUGGCCAUGUGCGAGUUCCAUCUGAAUCGGUUUCCGCUGAAACGACUCGUUUUGAAUCGGUUGUGAGUUGUUCUGAGAUGAUUGAAGAUUCUAUUUUAGAGACUCCUGCUGCCAAGUUUACACCGAAUGUUCGAUCUGGUUGCUGUGCUGAUAUUGGAGCCAGGAAAUCAAUGGAUGAUGAACACAUUCAAAUAGAUGAUCUGGCUGCCCACCUUGGAUUUGUUUUUGAGCGCCCUAUACCGAGUGCAUUUUAUGCCGUUUUUGAUGGUCAUGGAGGUCCUAAUGCAGCUGCUUUCCUUAAGAAUAAUGCUAUGACAUUAUUUUUUGAAGAUGCUGAUAUGCUGCAAUCAUAUGAUGCUGAUGCACUUUUUCUGAAGAGGUUGGAAGAUUGUCAUCGAAGAGCUUUUUUAGAUGCAGACCUUGCCUUGGCUGUUGAACAAAGUGUUCCCGGUUAUUGUGGGACAACAGCAUUGACUGCCCUUAUACUUGGAAGGCAUUUGCUGGUUGCUAAUGCAGGUGACUGUCGAGCUGUUCUUUGUAGGCGAGGAGUGGCUGUUGAUAUGUCCCAAGACCACAGACCAAGUUAUACUCCAGAGUGCAAUAGAGUGAUGAAGUCAGGUGGUUUCAUUGAUGCCGAGGGGUAUCUCAAUGGGACUCUUUCCGUCUCACGUGCCCUGGGCGAUUGGGAAUUGAAAGUUCCACUUGGUUCUGGCUCUCCACUUAUUGCUGACCCAGAUGUUCAGGUGGUGACAUUGACAGAGGACGAUGAAUUCUUGAUCAUUGGAUGUGAUGGGAUUUGGGAUGUAAUGUCAAGUCAGAAUGCAGUUAGUAUCGUGCGGCGGGGAUUAAGAAGGCACGAUGAUCCACAACAAUGUGCCAAAGACCUAGUCAAGGAAGCAUUACGCCUACACACUACAGAUAACCUUACUGCGAUUGUUAUUUGCUUGUCCUCUGUUCAAAGCAUUGCCGAAUCAUGUCCACCCCAAAGGCGAAGAUUCAGAGCUUGCUCUCUUUCUGAAGAGGCCAGAAACAGAUUGAAGAGCUUGCUAGAGGGGAACUGAAUGUAAAUACAAUUUUCAUGAUUCAGAAUCAUUCGUUGUGUUCGGAGGCUGUUUUAGAGUUAGAUAAAAGUGGCCAUCAGUUUUGUAGGGAUAGAAGAGGGUAAUUGGUGGGGCAUGGGGCGUUUAGAUGUAUUUAAUUGGGGUGUUUCUCUGGGUUAUGUGGGUGCAUGUAGAGACAAAUGUAGCUAGCUAAUUUUGGCGGGAACCAGUGGGCAUUGUUCCUACGUCUGUAAAUAAAAGAAAUGAAUGAUUUAGACUUAUCAGCAAUAUUAUGGGUGAAGGCGACCUCAAAAUUAG